Molecule: messenger RNA, 2905 nt
Organism: Symbiodinium sp. CCMP2456
Lineage: Eukaryota; Dinophyceae; Suessiales; Symbiodiniaceae
Source: the annotation of a GenBank genome assembly
GCCCAUUGUCUAUGCACCGAUCAGUCGACGUAACGCACCUGCCAUCGUAGCUGCUAGCCAGGAUGAGCCGGCGUCGGCUAGCGCGUCUAUGGACACGAGUAUGUCUGGCCCAGCAGCAUCGGUGCGUUCGGAGGAGAUGCCAGCGGCUGCUGAGGAUACCAUUAACAAUUCCCCGGACACUGGGCUCCGUGAGGGCACUUUUUUAGAUGAUACUGCUCGGCUCAAAAAGCGUUGCCAGAGUCUGCGUCAGGUGCAGCCAGUGCCAUCUCGGUGCUGGUGUGUAGAUGCGGACCUUCGGUGCGAUAAUAACAGGGAUGAGGUUAUGCCCCACGUCGAGGUAGGUAUGCUGGACGAACCCUUUGUGAAGCCGCAUGCUAACAUCGUGCCCACUCCUCUGGGUCGCCGCCGACUCCAGCCAGCUCCUCAGGAGCCGGUCUGCAUUCCUUUGAAUGAGCUUAUUCCGGCAGAGCAUGUUCCCGCUACCAUUUGCCUUACGGAGCUUCCUGCCAGGACUACCCCUGAGUCAAGUGGUCGGGUUCAUGAGACCACCCUUCGGGUUGGAGUGCCUAGCGAGGCCGAAGCUGUGGUCCUGGACGGCUUUGCGCUCAAGCGGUAUUGCCGCGACAAGCCGCAAGAUGCUGGAAUGCACCCAGCUGCCAAGCGCUUCCUCGCUCACCUGCCAUCCUGCGGUCCCGAGGAUGAGCCCACUGCCCACAUGUUCUAUGUUGAUGGUUCGUGGGAUGGUGUGCUAGGGGCGUGGGCUGUGUGCUGCUUAAGUCUAGUUGGGGAUCAGUGGAAGUGGCACGGAUACUUGUGUGAUACCAUGGUUGCGCCGCUGGCUGCCAAUACGCCUUUCGACUGCGAGCUGUACGCGCAAUUCGUGGCGCUUGGCACAAUUGCCUGUGUUGGCAGGCCGUCUACGGUGUUCUACGACUGCACCUCCGCCGCUGCGGUCGCGCAGGGGCAGGCACAAACCAGCGCUCAAACGUGCAUCGCACGAGGUGAUCCCCUUAACGAGCUCGUCGACGGGCUGGCUAAGCGGGCUUGCAGCAUGCCACAGGAACGGCGAGGUGAGGUUACCGAGGCCAAGGAAGUGCUCCGAGCCUUCGGGGACCACUUUGCGAUUGCUGAGGCAGCCACUGCUACUGCGCUUGUUCAGCUGCCUCGGAACGAGGGCCACGGUGCGGCGCAUGGGCCGACCUGGCUUACAGGUGCGCCCACGCUUGCUGACUUGGCAGCGUCCUUUGCAUCGCUCUCACCGGGGAAGGCAAGCGGGAUCAGUGGGAUCCCACCAGAAGCCUACCAGGCUUGUGCGGCACGCGCGGCCCUCGUUCACAUGCCGCUCAUCCUGAAGUCCAUAUCCCGCCUUACCUUUCCGCGUGACUUGCAUGAUUGCUUCGAGAAGCACACCAUCCGCACGAUCGGUGGAGCUAGGAAGCGCUUCCCUGCCGACUUACCGUCACUUUGUGUCCAGGCACAUGCUGCAAGGCUUAAGAAGCGUGGACUGGCUGGAUCCAUUUUGUUUGUGGAUGGCGUGUCCGCAUUUUACGCGGCACACCGUGGGCACUUGUUUACCCAGGAUGCCUGUUGCCUGCGUGAAUACUUUGAUGGACUUGCGCUUGAGCCUUCCGUCCGUCAACGCGUUCUCCGUGCCUUCCAUGACACUGGUGCCCUUGAGCGUGCGGGGGUGGCGGCGCCCACCGUGCUGCUGUUGCGAGCGGCCCUGGCGCGGACCUGGUUCUCGGUCGAUCUGACUGCACACCAGGUUUAUGCCACGGUGAAAGGAACCACGCCUGGCUCCCCUGUUGCGGCUGAAGGCCUUGCUGCGACGAUUUCCUGCAAGGAUGUGUGCGUCUCUGCUACUCCCCAGUCGUGGCUUGACGACGUCACAAUCCUGGUCACCUCCAAAACGCCCGCGGAUGUUGCACGGGAUACGAGCCGGGCAGCGGCUUUGGUGUGCCAAUACUUUGCAGUAGCAGGCAUCGAUGUCAAUUUUGGUAUUGGGAAGACCGAAGCUGUCCUCUGCCUCCACGGGGCGGGCUCUGUUGCUGCAAGGACAAGCGUGAUGGUCACGCAAGGAGGCAAGAUCUCUGUCCCCUUGCCGGGGAAUCGGGAUGCCAAUCUGCGGUGCGUCGACUCUUACGUUCAUCUGGGAUCCAGGCGUGAUGGGCGGGGGAACACCCAGGGGGAAGUCGAACGCCGUGCUCGCCUCACGAUGGAGGCAUUUGUUCCUUUUCGGAAGCGGAUCCUAUGCAACAGGCACCUUACGUUGCAGGAAAAGCAGCACCUGCUUGCCUCCAUGAUAAUGUCCAAGUUCCUCCACAACGCCGGCACGUGGGACCUGCAUUCGAAGCAGGCGUACCAGUCCUUUUGCAGUAAGUACUACAGUUUUCUGCGUGGCAGCAUUCGACCGAUGUGUGGCGUCCCUUGUCGCAGGCUGUCAGAGGAACAGAUACUUGCUUUGACGAAUGCGCUCGGUCCGGGUGAGGCACUCCUCAUACGCCGGGUACGGCUUGUCUCUCAGGUACAUGAUAAAGCGGAUGAGUACUUGUUGCGGACCCUCGCUGAUGAGCAAACCUGGCUGCAGCAUGUACGUUCUGCGGUGCAUGAGCUUGCCGCAGCCCUGGAGGAUGAGGCCAUGCUGGAGUUUGCCUCCCGGCCAUGUGAUGGAUUGGAGUGGCUACGGAAAUGGCCGUAUAGCCGGGAGAGAACGGCUACUAAGCUCAAGUGUUUCCGUCGGCUGAGGCUCGGCCAGCGCGCGGAACUUGUGCCUGGUGCCAUACAAAAGGCUGCUGCCCACCAGACAGCGGCGGACUGGGGACUUGUUUUUGCCACGAUUGAGGCGGGGCAUGAUGGGCCCGACCGUGCACACUCGGGCUUCGGCACUCGCUUCGCAUCGCUCUAA